Penicillium canariense is the source of this 930-nucleotide messenger RNA. RefSeq lists its product as uncharacterized. Gene Ontology annotation, biological process: kinetochore assembly; protein localization to kinetochore; attachment of mitotic spindle microtubules to kinetochore. NCBI's taxonomy places the organism in Eukaryota, Fungi, Ascomycota, Eurotiomycetes, Eurotiales, Aspergillaceae. The transcript has 2 exons. Bases 1 to 930 code for a protein of 309 amino acids. The record is from RefSeq and is a predicted model, not a curated record. Gene Ontology annotation, cellular component: kinetochore.
AUGGCGUCAGAAACUCCUGAUCCCUUGCGUGCCCUCCAGCAGCUCGAGCAAGAGCAGGGCGACUUGAAGAAACGUCUUGCGAUUAUUCGCAUCAGCGAGCCCAUCUCUGACGCCGGUGACUCCAAUCCAUCUCCCUCAAAGCGACGCUCCGAUGUUUCUAUGUCAAACUGGAAUGACCCCACGCCGGCCUCGCUCGAGGCUGAUCUUACACACUAUAAGGAGCUCUUUUCCAAGCUGCGAUUUUCCUACCUCGAGCAAGUGACGAAGGAGAAGUUCCUCCGCGCAAUCGUGGGCGACCCGCCCCUCGUGGUCGGGCACAAUGAAAACGUCGAAAUGGAGACACAACUGGCCAAAGUCAAAGCCGAGCUCAAGGCGCAGAAAGAAGAAGCCCGCCUCAUGAUCGAGGAAAUGGAGACGAUGGGUCGAGAGCUGGCGAGCCGUAUGGCCUCCCUUCUUACGUUACUGCUUCAGUGGCUGACCUUGAACACAUGUAUAACAGGCUAUAAGAACGUCGAGGUCCAGAUGAAACAGCUUUCGACGCUUCCGGACGCCAUUGAGAACCUCGAGUCUACCAUCGCGGGCCUCCGCGCUAAACAGGUCGCCGGAAUGGACUCUUCGGACCCUCGGUCCUCCCAGAACCUACCACUUCCCGCCACGAGGGCACUGCUAUCAGAACGGGAGGCUGAACUGGCCGCACUGAACCGUCAAAUUGCUGCCGUGCAGAACACAUUACCGCGAAAGACACGAGAGGCCGAGGCCCUCGAGCGGGAGUGCACGGUGCUAGAGCGACGGAAGGACGAAGCAAUUACACAGGCGCAUGAGGCUCAGCGUAAGAAGCAGGAAGGAGAGAGCGAUGGACUCGAGGAGAUGGGGCGCUGGUACCGAGGCGCGGAAAAGACAUUAAAAGAGAUGGUGGAUGUUGAGGGAUGA